AAUUUACGCUAAAUUAAGACAUGAAGAAUAAAUUCUGCUACUGUGAUGAUAACACUUGCAAAAUGUGUAUCCCCUUUAUUCUUACCACAGCUCCCGCCCUUCAUUACAGCAGUCAAAAGAGUCUGAUUAUGGGGAGUGCAGCACAGACUCAGGCAGUGGGACAAGACUGUCAGCCUGCGCUUUGGAAGGUGACGACACAUGUGCUGUACAUCCCGUAACCUUCAAGUGGCGCCAGGUCCUCUACGCACUUUCCUGUAUCUGAAGUUUCUCGUUGUGUGGGUGUUGGUUCUUCUGGCUGAUUUUGUGCUAGAGUUCAGGUUUGAGUACCUGUGGCCGUUUUGGCUUUUCAUACGAAGCGUCUACGACUCCUUCAGAUAUCAGGGACUGGCCUUCUCAGUCUUCUUCGUAUGUGUCGCUUUCACAUCGGACAUCAUCUGCCUCCUUUUUAUACCUGUUCAGUGGCUGUUCUUUGCUGCCAGUACCUAUGUGUGGGUACAGUAUGUUUGGCACACAGAAAGAGGAGUUUGUCUUCCCACGGUUUCACUGUGGAUUCUGUUCGUGUACAUUGAAGCUGCCAUCAGGUUCAAAGAUCUAAAGAACUUUCAUGUAGACCUUUGUCGACCUUUCGCCGCUCACUGUAUCGGAUAUCCAGUCGUGACCCUAGGCUUUGGUUUUAAGAGCUACGUUAGCUACAAGAUGCGGCUGAGAAAACAGAAAGAAGUGCAGAAGGAGAACGAUUUCUACAUGCAGCUCUUACAACAGGCCUUACCGCCUGAGCAGCAGAUGUUGCAAAGACAAGAAAGAGAAGCAGAGGAGGCUGCUUUGGCUAAGGGGAUCUCUGAGGUCGAACCUGCAGUGAUAUCCCAAAACGGAGCACCACCUGGAAAGAAAAGCGCCGGUGUUCCAUUACCAGAGCUGGAGUACCGCGAAAAGGGCAAGGACAGCUCGGCGAAGGAACGCGACAGCAAAAAACAGAACUCAAUUGGAAUCAAUAACAACAGCAUCAUACACACACUGGACUCCAAACUGCAGGAGACGGAGUACAUUGAGAACUACGUUGGGUCGAAGAGACUCAACAAUGACCUGUCUGGAGAAAACAUGCACGCAGACACUAACACACACACUACUUCGAAGGAGGAAACGGGGGGCACAGGGAAGAACUAUAAAAACGGCGGAAGUGGGGGCGGCAUUUCAAAUUCAUCCCCGCGGAAUCACAGCGCAACCAACGGCAGCGUUCCGACCGGUUCGCUCAGCGGUAAGAAUGAGAAGAAACAGAAGGGAACCGGGAAGGGCCAGAAGGAUCCGGUGGAGAACUGCAUUCCCAACAAUCAGCUCGGCAAGCCGGACGCUCUUGUGCGCCUGGAGCAGGAUGUGAAGCGGCUGAAGGCAGAUCUUCAGGCCAACAGGCAGCUGGAGUCUGAGCUCCGGAGUCAGCUUUCCUCUCUGAGCAGCCAGGACCGCAGCCUCCGAUCUGAACUGGCACAACUCCGCCAGGACAACGAGUUAUUACAGAAUAAGCUCCACAGUGCAGUGCAGGCCAAACAGAAGGACAAGCAGACCAUUUCCCAGCUGGAAAAACGGCUAAAGGCUGAGCAGGAGGCUCGGGCUGCGGCCGAGAAACAGCUGGCGGAGGAGAGGAAGAGAAAGAAGAUCGAGGAGGCCACUGCUGCCAGAGCUGUCGCCUUGGCUGCUGCCACUAGAAUGGAGUCGAACGACACCCUUCGUGUUCGCAUCAGAGAGCUGGAGACGGAGUGCAAGAAGCUCAGUAUGGACAUGAAGCUGAAGGAGGAGCAGAUCAGGGAUCUGGAGGGCAAAUGUCAGGAGCUGCGGAAGUAUAAGGAGAACGAGAAGGACACCGAGGUGCUAAUGUCGGCACUCUCAGCCAUGCAGGAGAAGACCCAGCACCUGGAGAACAGCCUCAGCGCUGAGACCAGGAUCAAACUGGACCUUUUCUCUGCUCUGGGAGACGCUAAAAGGCAACUGGAGAUAGCACAAGGUCAGAUCCACCAGAGGGAGCAGGAGAUUGCAGAGCUGAAGCAGAAGAUAGCAGAGGUGAUGGCCGUGAUGCCGAGCCUGUCGUAUUCGACAGACACCACUAACCUCAGCACCGUCGCCCCGCACUACUCUUCCAAGUUCAUGGACAAUAGUCCCUCAUCCCUGGACCCCAACGCCUCUGUCUACCAGCCCAUGAAAAAGUGACUCUGACCUCCAAACUGUCUGUCAGACAGAAUGUUUCUCUUUUUUUUUUCUUUAGGUGAACUUCUCAGUUUUUGGCUCAUAUUUGUCUCGUAAUCAGCCCCUGACAGAUUUUGCACUUGCAAGUGCACAAAGACCCUUUUUACAAACGUGUAUUUUUUUUAUUUUGUUUUGGUUCUAUUAUGAGAACUAUAAAAUCAUUUGGUGUUGUGGACAACACUGGGAUUUAGAUAGCCAUUAGAUAAUAUGGUCUCUUUAAAAGGGGAGAAACAAGGAAACUAUUUUGGUUGCCAAAUUUACUACUUCGGAGCCGUCGUGCAUUACCUAACGUUGUUUUUGUUUUGCUGUACAGUAUAAAUCUCCCUGCAGCUGUAUUUUCUUCUUUGUUUACCUGACAAACAGCCUUUUAGUUUAAAAAAAAAAAAUUGGAGUUUGUGACAUUAAGAGAGAUGAGGUGUUCUUAGUUCAGGUGUGUAUUGUUAAAGCCCUGUGAAAGAUACAUGAAUGUAAAUGGAUUCAUGUUUUCGGUAUCAUUGCUCGCUUUUGUAACGUUUUUGUUCGUUUACGAUAAUGUGCAGUUCUUUUAUGUAGAGCUGGUGGAAAAAUAUGCGGUUUUUUUUGGUUGUUUUUUUUUUCUCCUCAGAUGUCCCUGUACACCUUAGUCCCUUAAUGCUAGAGUAGUGGGAUUCUCCAGGAUAAUCAGAGAGUGGAUAAAGCAGAUGUACGUGUGUGUUUGAUUCGACCCGGCACUGCCAAAAUACUACGUUGAACUUUUUACCUGUUUGCUGCAGACAUCUUUCCCAGACCUUUCCUCUCUCCCUCUGGACCAAAUUUCUAACCUGCUCGGCCAUAAUUUCCACAAGGAUUCAAUGAUGUCUAGGUAACCACUUUGUUACCAUUUGUAUCAAGAUUUUUUAUGGUGCCUUUUGGAGUUCCUACUUUUUUAGACGCCACAUACUUUGCCACAUAUUCCACAUACUUUACCGUCUUGGGAUGUAAAAAGCAUUAGCCUUUCAAACAGAUAUUCAAAGUCAGCGACUUCUCUGAAGGAUUUUUUCCAGAGUCUGGCCAUUUUGAUUCAGUAUUAAAACAUGAAGCCAAUAAUCACCUUGGUUUUAAACCAAGUACACUUCAGUAAGCAUGUUGAACAGGCUUAAAGGGAAGACGCUACGGUGUCAGAAUGCCAGAUAACAACCGAAACCGAUUGUCUCCUUUCGUGUUCUAGUCCUGGCAUUAAGUUGUUUACAACAAUGUACAUUAACAAAAAACUGAGGAAUGUUUCUUUUGCUUCUCCGAUUUCAGUGCCAAGUGUUGAUGAUGUAGCUAGCCUAAACGGUCGCGGACGUGUUCUGUCUUUUUUUUUUUCUUUCUUUUGUUGUGUUGUCAUCGAAGCAUAUUCAAACGGUGUUGUGUUUACAAGGUUCAGGGCCGAUGGUGGCGACGCAGCAGGUGGUCAGUAGGACCGAUUUAAUUUAUUUUCUUACACUUUGUAAUUUCUCACCGCGUUCAAUUGAUUUCCUUUACAUUUUCAACCAGGAAGGAUUCAGUGAAUGUGUUGGAAAAAGUUUUUUGCUCCUGAGCCAUUUGAUCCUGUUUGUGCUGUCAAAGUCAUACCUGGGAGGGGUUGUGGGUUGGGGGGGUAAAAAAAAACAAAAACUGUUUUGUGGAUUGCUUCGGCAUUGUGAAUUCAGUUUCAAAAGUUGCUUUUCACGGAUUCGUGUAAAUGAAAGAGAAGGUUAAAAUGAGUGCUUUGUUUUAUAUUGUCAUUGUUUCACCGUGUUUAUUUUUUCAAAGUGAUGGUGUCUCGGUCACACGUUUCACUUUGGCAUUCACUAUUAAAGAAGGUCUUGCUGGUGAAAA
Molecule: messenger RNA, 4056 nt
Organism: Cynoglossus semilaevis (tongue sole)
Lineage: Eukaryota; Metazoa; Chordata; Actinopteri; Pleuronectiformes; Cynoglossidae
Product: macoilin-1-like
Exons: 12
Coding region: 199-2199 (666 amino acids)
Biological process (GO): neuronal signal transduction
Cellular component (GO): rough endoplasmic reticulum membrane
Source: RefSeq, a predicted model, not a curated record